Messenger RNA from Mercenaria mercenaria, 4886 nucleotides. RefSeq names its product WD repeat-containing protein 35-like. Lineage: Eukaryota; Metazoa; Mollusca; Bivalvia; Venerida; Veneridae. Gene Ontology annotation, molecular function: protein binding. Gene Ontology annotation, cellular component: non-motile cilium; intraciliary transport particle A. The transcript is spliced from 32 exons. Gene Ontology annotation, biological process: protein localization to cilium; non-motile cilium assembly; intraciliary retrograde transport. The record is from RefSeq and is a predicted model, not a curated record. Bases 112 to 3726 code for a protein of 1204 amino acids.
CACAAUUCGUGCGAAUCGGUCAAAUUCCACAACUUGGUCGUAAAAACAAAUGUAUUUUAAUAGAAUAUCGAGAAUUUAAGUGAGCACAGGACCACGUUAAAUUGUGUAACAAUGUUUGUUUAUUUGAGCAAAAAGAUUGCAAUACCCAACAACACAAAGUUGAGAUGUGUAUCGUGGAACAAAGACCAGGGCUACAUCGCAUGUGGCGGAGAAGAUGGACUCUUAAAAGUACUCAAACUUGAGACCCAAACAGGAAAGGAUGUGAAGGCAAAGGGUCUAGCAGCCCCUAGUAACCUCUCCAUGAAUCAGACAUUAGAAGGGCAUAGUGGUUAUAUUACAUGUAUAGCAUGGGCACGUGUAAAGAAUAAUUUGCCACGUGUUGCGUUCAGCGAUUCAAAGGGAAAAAUAUCUGUAUGGGUGAAGAAAAAAUUUGUAUUGUAUGGGGAACAAUGUUCAUGGUAUGAGGAAAUGAUCAAUAACCGUAACAAGUCUGUGGUGAAGAGUAUGGCAUGGAAUGCGGAUGGACAGAAGAUCUGUAUCGUGUAUGAGGAUGGGGCAGUCAUUGUAGGCUCUGUGGAUGGGAACAGGAUCUGGGGGAAAGAACUUAGGGGAACCCAGUUAGCAUCUGUCGAGUGGUCUCCUGAUGGGAAGAGUUUACUGUUUGGCAUGGCAAACGGAGAGAUACACAUUUAUGAUAAUCUUGGAAACUUUAUUACCAAACUGAACAUCUACUGCCUAACCAACUGCACAGGGUCUAUCAAGAUUGCUGGAGUGCACUGGUAUAAUGGUUCUAAUGGUUACGUUGAGCCUAACUGCCCGUGCCUUGCGAUUUGCUUCGACAAUGGUAGAUGUCAGAUUAUGCGCUCUGAAAUUGAUGAAACUCCAAUCCUCAUUGAUACUGGAAUGGCUGUUGCUCAGUUGGCCUGGAACCAUAAUGGGGCUGUCCUUGCUGUAGCUGGUUCCCAGAAAGCUAUUGGCCAGGAUAAGGAAGUCAAUGUUGUUCAGUUUUAUGGUCCAUACGGAGAGCAUCUGAGAACACUAAAGGUCCCGGGCAAGCAGAUGUACUCGUGUUCCUGGGAAGGUGGCAGUCUACGUGUCGCCCUGGCUGUAGACUCUUUCAUCUACUUUGCCAAUAUAAGACCUGACUAUAAGUGGGGCUACUGCUCGAACACUGUGGUGUACUCGUUUACUAAGCCAGACAGAGUAGAACACUGUGUUAUCUUCUGGGAUACAAAGAAUGGAGAGAAAUAUGUGAAAUAUGUGAAGAACUUGAUCAGCAUCACAGCAUGUGGUGAUUACUGUUGCCUAGCAACCAAAGCUGAUGAACUCACCAACCAAUAUGUGCUGGUUCUCUGUAACUCAAUUGGUACCCCACUUGACUCCAAGUACAUAGAGAUGGACCCAGUGUACCUUACUAUGACAAAGACCCAUAUUAUAGCAGCAUCUAGGGAGGCAUUCUAUACCUGGCAGUUCAAAAACCCAAAGAAACUCUCCACUCUGGAGGUGGCUGGCAGACGGAAAACUGGAGCUGAAAGGUUACACCAUAUAGACGAUCAUCCUACUGGAGGAGCUGGUACUGAUGAUAUAGACUUCAGUAAAGCUUUCACGGGUACAGAUGACCAGAUCUGCUGUGUUUGUGCUUCAGACAAGAUCCUUAUUGUGGGUAGGGAGUCGGGAACGUUGAUCAGAUACUCUAUGCCAAUGUUGUCACUGACUCAGAAGUAUGCUCUUGAGUGCAGACCUCAUCAGUUGUCUCUCAAUUGUACAUCCAGUCGAUUGGCCAUCAUAGACAUCAGUGGAGUGUUGACCUUUUUUGACCUUGACACGAAAAUGACUGAUCAGGAUGGAAAAGAAGUGAUUGGAGAGCAUCUCAAGUUCGAGAGGAAAGAUGUCUGGGACAUGAGAUGGGCUGAGGAUAAUCAUGAGUUGUUUGCAAUGAUGGAGAAGACAAGAAUGUACAUCUUUAGGAGCCUUGACCCUGAGGAGCCUAUCUUGAGCAGUGGAUAUAUCUGCCAGUUCAAUGACCUGCAGAUCAAGACUGUGUUGCUAGACGAGAUCAUGAAAGAUCCGGAGAGUCCGACCAAGGAAUAUAUGCAGGAAAUGGAGAUCAAAUCCCUAAGAGACACUAGGGACCUGCUGGAGAAGAUUGGUUUGCAGGAUGCCCAACAGUUUAUAGAGGACAACCCUCACCCAAGAUUGUGGAGGCUGCUGGCCGAGUCUGCCCUCGAACAACUCAACCUGAAAAUCGCUGAGCAAGCCUUUGUUAGAUGUAAGGACUUUCAGGGCAUUGAGUUUGUAAAAAGGCUGGGCAAUUUGCAGAAUGAGAAUAUGAAACAAGCCGAGGUGGCUGCAUACUUCCGUAGAUUUGAGGAAGCUGAGAGGAAAUACCUUGAUAUGGACAGAAGAGAUCUCGCUGUGAGUUUGCGUAAGAAACUUGGAGACUGGUUCCGAGUUGUUCAGUUGUUAAAGACUGGUUCAGGGGGAGAUGAUCUUCAACUUGAGGAGGCAUGGAAUGCUAUAGGAGAUUACUAUGCUGACAGACAGAAGUGGCAGCAGGCAGUGACAUACUAUGUUCAAGGUCGGAAUCAAGAACGCCUCGCUGAAUGCUACUACAUUCUUGAAGACUAUGCAGGACUGGAGAAGAUGGUUUCCAGCCUCCCAGAGAAUCAUAAACUUCUCCCUGACAUAGCUUCAAUGUUUAUGACUGUGGGAAUGUGUACCCAGGCUGUUGAUGCUUUCAUAAAGUGCAACCACGUCAAAGCUGCUAUAGACUGCUGCGUGAACUUGAACCAGUGGAACAUGGCUAUUGACCUUGCAAAGGCACAUAAUGUACGGGAGAUCGACUCACUUCUAGCUAAGUACGCUCAACAUCUUCUCGAGAAAAACAAGAUUGUGAAUGCUAUAGAGCUGUACAGGAAGGCCGGGCACCAUCUUGAGGCAGCUAAGCUACUGUUUAAGAUUGCCAAUGAACAGAGGGAGAAAAAACAGAAACCAUUACAUAUCAAGAAAUUGUUUGUACUUGGUGGCCUGUUGGUGGAGCAGUAUCAUGAAACUAUGAAGAUGACCUCUAGAGCAAAGGUCAAGGACAAGCGGGGUGCCAUGGCAACAUCGGCUCUGGCAGGGUUUCUAGAGGAGGAUACAGCAGCGGUGUCAGACACCAAGCUGAUAGAGAAUGCGUGGCGGGGAGCAGAGGCGUAUCAUUUCUACCUACUAGCACAGAGGCAGCUUCAGGAAGGGUAUGUUGACUUGGCUAUGAAGACUGCUAUAGGUCUUAGAGAAUAUGAGGAUGUUCUGGACCCGGCUGAUAUCUUCUCGUUACUAGCUCUGACUGCAAGUGCAAAUAGGGCAUUUAGGAUAUGUUCUAAUGCUUUUAUAAAGUUGGAGACGUUAGAUACCCUCAGUCCAGAACAUAGACAACAGUAUGAGGAGCUGGCCUUGGAAAUAUUUACCAAACACAGUCCAAAGGAUAACAGAAACACAACUAUAGAGUGUACAAGUUGUUCAAGCACCAUCCCUGACUGGAAAAAGGAAGAGAAUUUAGGUGCUAGAGGAGUAAACAGGUCUAAUGCAUGUCCAAGCUGCGAUACAAAGUUCCCAACAUGCAUUGUGACAGGAAAGCCAUUAAUGGAAUACCAGUUUUGGAUGUGCAGUGCGUGUAAACAUCGUGCGUACGAGUCUGAAAUCGCUCAGCGUCAGACGUGUCCGCUGUGUCACACCCCUGUGUAGAUAUCACCAGAACUGACUGUCCGUUACAUUCCUGUGUCUGUUACACUCCUGAUGCACAGUUACAGAAAGCUACCAAAUCUUGACUCUAGCACUUUCAAAACUCUUUGUGGAUUCUCAAACUGAUGGGAAAUGGAAAGCAAAAGCUAAGGAAUUUAAACUGAAAUGGAAAGUUUUCUGAGAAUUCAGAGCUGUCACGUAUCUUAAAGAACAGGUUCCUGCUAAGGUUACAUGAUAUUUGUCAAGAAUAAACUUUUUCAAAAUUUUGCCUCACAAGGACUAACCUUUCAGGUAAAAUUUGGCCUUUAUCUGAAAUAAAAAGAAACUCACUAUUCACAAAAUUAGAAAGUAUUAUUACUAUGAAUACCGGUAGCCUUAUUGUCACAAUAUGGCUAUAUACAAUGUAUUUAGCAAAUAGUCUAAUGAACAAGCCUAUUCAAGUCUCUAGUGUCAACUUCUAGACUUGUGAAAAUAUCAGAUUUUAGAAUAUACAUGGAUUAAAUGAUUGAUAGGCUUGCACAAUUGAUACACUAUAAGAAGUUAAAGAGGCAUGAUAUUUGAUUAAUAUGUUAUAAAAUAACUUUUUUUCCUUAUGUGAUUUCAAAUGUGUACUUUGUGGAUAAUGCAGUUGGUAGACUUUCUUUAUAAUUUACAACAAGAGUGAUAUAGAUAAAUUCUGUGCAUUUCAUUUGAGACAUCAUGAUUGUUGACUUGUUUUCGUUUCAAUCAAAGUAUUUACUUUAGCUUUUAAGAAAAACAAAGAUACAUGUACAAAAAUCUGGAAGGGUACCCCUUAAAAAUGAUGUAAUAAUUGAGUCGUGCCAUGGGAAAACCAACAUAAUCGGUUUGCGACCAGCAUGGGUCCAGACCAGCUGGUCAGGAUCCAUGCUGUUCGCUAAUGGUUUCUCUAAUUGCUAUAGGUUUUGAAAGCGAACAGCAUGGAUCCUGACCAGACUGCGCAGAUGUGCAGGCUGGUCUAGAUCCAUGCUGGUCGCAAACCCACUAUGUUGGUUUUCUCAUGACACGGCUCAUAUAUUCUUAAGAAAUGUAUGUUUAUUUAUUAAUUUAUUUUAACAUAUCAGUUGUGAUUUUGUUAAGGUGAUUACAGUUCUUCUAUUUAUUUUUAUUCUAAUAGAUAGAUGAUUUUUUCUAUGAAGAUUUAU